AUGGCCAAGAACCUCAACUCCACCAGCUUCACUAUUCUCUUGCUUGCCCUCGUGAUGGCUUCAACCGGAAUCCUCAAGAGCGAGGCUCAAACCUGCGGUGUCGGCGGAUGCCCUAACCUUGUAGACCGUGUUUUCUGGGGUGAGUGCGGUCCGGCGCCAUUCACAGGUACAAAUGCUGACUGCUGUACCUGUUGCGUAGCCAAAUUUGGGAGUCCUCCAGUCUGCUGGGCGGUUGUUGAGGGAAGCGACACCCACUGCCAUUGCUACAAAAAGAAAUGA
This is a messenger RNA of Microthlaspi erraticum, 279 nucleotides long. NCBI's taxonomy places the organism in Eukaryota, Viridiplantae, Streptophyta, Magnoliopsida, Brassicales, Brassicaceae. The record is from the annotation of a GenBank genome assembly.